AUGGCAAUUAAGAAAGAAGUGGAUGAGAUUAAAGCCAGGAUUUGGUGGAGCGACGAGGUGGCGUUGAUGAAGAAGGAUGGAAAGGAGAGGCUGAAGGUGAACGAGAUGUUAAUGGCGCUACUUUUCGUGUUGGAUUCAGUUCUCUCCGUGGAUUCCGGGGUCAGGAAUCUUAGGAAGGCCGUGAUUAGGAAGGUAAUUGCCCUGCAAGAAAGAGUGGAUGCCGUUGCUGCUACUGCUGCAUCAGCUGAUAUAGAUCGAAUUCAACCUGAACCCGAUACCUUAGCUAAGGAGGAGAAGGAUCAUCAAGCACGAGAUCAGGCCCUCGUGAUUCAACAUGUAGCUGCUGCUGGUGCAAAUUCUAGUAAUUCUGAGGGUCGACCUCCUGAGAUUCAAGAUUUAGCUGAUGGUGCUGUAGGAAAUUCGGUUCAAAAAGUUCAUUUUUCUGUGGUUCAAGUUCCUCAAAGUUCUGAUGUUGUUGAUUUUGAGAACAAUGGAUCUGCUCAAGGCGUUGACAGAGGAGAUGACGUUAGAGCUGAUUCAGAGAUGAAGGCCAAGGACUGUGUCGAGGAUGCGGAGGAGUUUGGAAUUGAUCCGAAAAUGAAGGUGGACGGGGAGGCCUGUCUUGACGAAGUCACGCUUCUUGACAUUGUUGAAAACAAGGGUAGCUCAGAGGCGCGAGUUGUCGAAUCACUGACGGAGGACAAGGAGGCCCAAGUUUUUGAUUCAGUGAUGGAGAAUGAUGGGGAAGUCGAAGACAUGCGUGAAAAGACUCCUGCUUUCAGUGAAUGUGUGGAGAAAGCGUGGAGGCGAGUCAAAUGGAGGUUGGCAUUGGAGGAGAAGAGGAUAAUGGAGGAGGAAAUUCCAGAGUAG
Coffea eugenioides is the source of this 870-nucleotide messenger RNA. RefSeq lists its product as uncharacterized. The coding region runs from base 1 to 870 and encodes 289 amino acids. Gene Ontology annotation, biological process: protein folding. The transcript has a single exon. The record is from RefSeq and is a predicted model, not a curated record. Gene Ontology annotation, cellular component: plasmodesma. Lineage: Eukaryota; Viridiplantae; Streptophyta; Magnoliopsida; Gentianales; Rubiaceae. Gene Ontology annotation, molecular function: protein-folding chaperone binding.